AUGGGCAGCGCCGCCGCGCCCACGACCCCUGCGGCGACAGCGAGCCCGGACGAGUUCCAGCGCGCCCAGCUGUCGAAGCACCUGUUGCUCGCCUCUGAAAGCGGCGCUGCCCCGCUCGUCGCGCGGCUGCUGCGGCAGGGCGCAGACGUGAACGCGCGGGACGAGGGCGGCGGCGCGGCGAGUGAGCGCUACUCCGCCGGUUACACCCUGGGCCGGACGCCCCUCAUACGCGCGGCGCAGCAA
This is a messenger RNA of Monoraphidium neglectum, 243 nucleotides long. RefSeq lists its product as hypothetical. Lineage: Eukaryota; Viridiplantae; Chlorophyta; Chlorophyceae; Sphaeropleales; Selenastraceae. The transcript has a single exon. The annotation marks the transcript as partial. The record is from RefSeq and is a predicted model, not a curated record. Gene Ontology annotation, molecular function: protein binding.